UUUGUUCAAUGUUUUAUUGACAUAUAAUGUUUUAUUGAUAUACAAUGUCAUUCCUGAUCACAUCAGUUUUUGAAAGGUAUUCAGAACACUUUUUACUUUUCAUUUUACACAUUUUAUAUCCAUUAUUAUUGUUCUUAUGGAUUUGCACAUGAGCAAAGUACCGAAACAUUUACAAUGCGCGUCUAUGCGCUUCCACGGACCUGAUUUAAUAAAACGCAUAGAAUUACUUCAACUCAAGCGUCAGUUAGAAGUACUUGCGACUUUCGUACCGAACGAAAUCCUGAAUUAUCAACAAGAUAGACAACAAAGAAGUUGUGUGGGAGUUUUAUUAUUCGCUGAUGUAUCUGGAUUUACACCACUUACAGAAAAAUACAAUAAAACUGGCAAAGGAGGAAUUUAUCGUCUUACGGCCACAUUGAACGCUUACAUCGGGGCCAUCGUAGAAGUAAUUCAUUUAUUCGGUGGUGAUAUUUUAAAAUUUUCCGGAGAUGCAUUCCUGGCACUUUGGAAAGUCAAGCAAGGACAAUCUGCAUAUGACAUACUUCACGUAGUAGUAGUAUGUGCAUUAAUCAUCCAAAAAAAUUUAGGUGUCUUCGAAACAGAAGUUAAUGUCAUGCUCAAAGUGAAACUAGCAAUUGCUUGCGGAAAUGUUGACUUUGCGGUGAUAGGAUCCGGUGUAACAAAGAACUACGUAAUCGUCGGUCAAGCAAUCUAUGACGUCAAGAAUGCAGAAUAUGUUAGCGUAAGUGGUGAUGUUGUAAUAUCACCAGCAGCAUGGUCACACAUGUUACACGAUCGUUAUGUCACCACCGAAGCAGAAAACGGCAACGUAAAAGUCUGGAAGACAAUUUACCGGAAAAACGAAGAACAAAAACGUAUUUACUUUGAAGAACGAACUGCUGAGGUUCUGGAACAAGUUGUAAAACAUUUAGCACACAGAAAAAACAUCCAUGUUAAAAGAUCCUUCGAAUCCAAUUCAACAAUGAGUAAAAUUAUAGAAUUAUUCAUUAGGUCUUUACCCAAACGUGAGGUAAUAAAAGACGUACCAAAAUAUUGGACCAUUGAUGAAUUAAGACCAUUCAUCAUAAAACCUGUACAAGAUCAAGUUGAUGAAAGUCAACCAGUUGAAUACCUGACAGAAAUGCGUGAAGUUACAAUACAAUUUAUAAACAUCGUUCCAAUUUCCAGAGAACCCGAGUAUAUGAUAGAAAUGUGUCAUAAUUCUUAUAACAUAAUAUGUCGCAUUGUGGGCGAAUCUCUGGGUGUGGUGAAUAAACUAUCACUCUUUGAUAAAGAUUUCAUGAUCCUGGUGCUUUUUGGAUUGCGUGGAAUACGGCACGAAAUGGAAAGUCAACAUGCGCUUCGCAGUGCUUAUAAUAUACGAAAAAUGAUCACCGAAAACGUACGAAAUGUAGAUUCCUGUUCAAUUGGCAUCACUCAAGGAUUAGUCUAUUGUGGAGUCGUAGGACAUCCAUUCCGUCGAGAAUAUACUGUGAUAGGAACAGAAGUAAACAAAGCAGCUAGAAUGAUGAUUGCUUACCCAUGCAAAGUGAUUUGCGACUACAAAACAUUCAAACAUUCACAAUUGGCUUCAUUUUACUUUAGAUUACAAAGCACAGUAAAACUUAAAGGUAUUGAAGAAGCUGGCAGUAUCUAUGAAUACAACGAGGCUUUCGAUGACUAUGAUGAUAAACGUAGACAGAAAUUAACUGUGUUUGGCCGCGUAAAAGAAUUCAACAUGAUUCGCAAUGUGAUUUUUAAUAGUGCCGAAAGUUUAUGGGUGAAAUAUAAUGGUAUUUGUUUCCAUGGGCCGAGAAAAAUUGGCAAGACUUCAAUUUUACUCCAGUCAAUAAGAGCAUUACGAAAAAUUGGAUCUGGACCAACUAUCAUCUCCAUUGAAUUGAAUAGUAAUUCCUUCGUUCCAUUCUUAACUAUAACGAAACUAUAUGACAAACUAUUCGAUUGUUUAGGAAUGAUAAAAUCGAAUGUUACGCUUCUGCCUAAUCUGCCAAGACAGUUAUUUAAACCUGAUUUGUACAUGUGGUUUCCACGAUAUGAUGUGUCAGUAUUCAAGUAUAAUAUUCUCACAACUUUUCGACAAAUUAUACAAGCAAAUAGUGAAGUAGGGACGAUAUUUUUCAUUGAUAAUGUUCAAUAUAUAGAUAUGCAAAGUUGGGACAUCUUACAAGUGUUCCUUGAUGAAGGUAUCAUUAAACUUUUUAUGACAGCUUGCUGGGAGGAUGCUACAUGGAACGUACAAGAAAGUCUAAGAGAAUUACAAUCAUUAAACUUUUAUGAAGUAGGACCAAUUUCACCACGAUAUGUAGCUGUGUUAGCUUGCAUGUUUUUGGAUGCUGUUGGAAUACCAAAUCACUUGGAAUACCUUCUAAUUCGUAGCUGUGGAGGUAGACCUGGAUAUAUCCAAAGUUCUAUUCUACGUCUGGUCAAUAACGGCUCCUUACAACUUAAAAUUAUCAACAAUUCAGAAAAAGAUUACACGCGUUUCAUAUUCCCGGUUGAAGUAAACACGGAUCCAUGUGAUAUUGUUGCUAUCGUCGAGUUUUCAGAUAGAUACAGACAUAUCGGUCAAGAAUUAACCCUGCAAGCAAUUUCAAUGGAUUUGUUUGAUUCUUUUACACCAUAUCAACAAUUAGUGAUUAAAACCGCAUCGGUAAUCGGUGAAAUGUUUAGCAGAUCAUUACUUGUGGUUGCCAUGCAGUACCCACCUGAAGAACAAUUGGCAAAAGUUGUAAUGCAGUUGUUUGAAGAAGAAGUUUUUGAAUGUGGGAGUAAAUAUGUGAAUGCCAGUGAUAUGGAACGUUCUGCAUAUGUAAAAUUUUGCUGUCGGUGCUAUUUCAAACGGUCUUCACUUGCUGGUGAGGCAAAAGCGCUACCAAGAUAUGCUUAUUGCAAGAUAAUACAUUUUAAAAACAAAAGUAUUCGAGAAGUGGCUUAUGAUUUGCUACCAGGUAAUCAGAAGAAAGAACUACAUUUAUUGUGUACUGAAGUAUUGGAAUCUUCAAAACAUUCUUGUCCGACCUGUACGAAACAACCAAGUUUAUUCAUCAUGCAUUCCUCCUCAUAUAAAACAGUUAUGGAAUAUUGUACAGACCCAAGAAAAGCGUACAAACAUAGUAGUCUUCCUGAACCUGAAUAUGGGAAUAUGAAGAAAGUAGUGAGGAAUUCAAUGUUUGGCACUUACGUUGAAAGAUACGCCAGUGAUAUUUACAAGAGACCAAGUAGGACUACUCAAAAGUGUAACUGCUUUGAAAUUUGGAGUAGCGUCUUUCAGAGUCUAAAAUUUCACGCGGAUCAAGGCAAACAUACUGGUAAACUGGUAUAUUACACAAUGAAAUACGGAUUUAUUUUGAUGGCUGUACAUGAUUUCUACAAUGCAAUUUCUUACUUUAGAGAAACUAUCGAAUUGUGUUUAGCGGACGCUAAUGAAAUAAAACAGGAUCCUGUGCUAUCCAGAUAUAAGAUAUUUAUAUUGGGAAGGACACAUAUUGGUCUCACACAAGCGCAUCUUGCACUCGGACAGGUACACGUUGCUAAAAAUCACAUAGUAAUUGCGUUGAGGCAGUAUAACAUCCCGAGCUUAGCAUUAGAAUAUCGCACAUUCCACGAAUUACUCAAGAAAACAUUUGUGGUGAAUAUUAGACAAAUGUAUGCAGAAGCAUAUGACAACACAUGGUUUAGAUUUGAUUGUGGUAAUGCUUUAGCAUUUUGUGCGAAAAUAUUCACACUUGAAGGUAAAUGGUCCUUAGCUAAAUCUGCAGCCUUGCAUAGUUUACAUUGUCUGAAAGCAGUCAAUUCUAACGUACCACUUUUAUGCGAUGUUUAUUGUAAUAUUAUUGAAAUAUAUUCAACGUCUAAUGAAAGAUCAAAAUUGGAAAAACUACAAAAACAUGUAUUUCAAGAGAUACUUUAUAACUUCAGUAAUCGAGAUAUUAACCAUGUAAAUACAACUAUUGUUUUGAUGGAAUCAUUGCUUGAAUCACACUAUGUUUGUGGACAUAUCACGGAAGGAAUACGCAUUGGUUAUCGCAUGUUAGAUAUAUGCUCACGUCUUGAUUACUUUGCAUUUGAAUCAAGAUUAUUUUUUCAUUUACCACUAUUGCUUAUAUACAAUGGAAGAAUUCGUGAUGCUGGCGAUGUGAUGAAAAUUUAUAAAAGAAGAAUGCAUUACACUGUUAACUACAUGUCAAUCUACUACAUUGUCGCGUUUAUUAUUUAUUUAUCAACUGGUUUCUCUAUUGAAAAAAUUGAUGCGAUACUCAAUUUUGCAUCGCAGUUAAAACGCAUCAAAGGCAAAUCUAAACGUGUGAAUGAAUUUUUAUUCACAUUGGUACAACUUCACUACUUCAGGCUUGGCAAGUUUUAUAAAUCUGAAGAAUGGAAAGGUGACAAUAUCUGGAAUCCGAAAGAAGUGAAAUCUUCAAUUCCAAUGUGCGAAAUGAUAUUUAUCAUACAAUGUAAGCUCCAGCAAUAUGUGUAUAGCUAUCAUCAAAAGAAUACCACAGCCGAAGUGGAAGUAAGACGAAUUAAUACUCAUCUUAUGUUACUUAGGGAAUCCUGUAAGCAAUAUACAGUAUAUUUACCGAUGUUUUAUUAUCUAAAAUCAUGGUUAGCAAGAAUAACAGGACACAAAAGAAAAUCUCUAAAGUUUAUGAAGAGAAUGCGACAAGAAGCAACAAAAUGCAAGAAUUAUUUGGUGGAAUAUCAAGGAAUUGCUUCUUUCAAUUGUUGGAAUGGUGGUUAUUCCAUCAAAUAUGAGAAUAGACCGCAAAUAUCUUAUUUAGAAGCUGAUAAUUAUACAGAGAAACAAAUUAUUCAAUUUCUUCAUGCGGAUAAUGUAGAAUAAAUCAUUAAAAACUAAA
Messenger RNA from Dalotia coriaria, 4880 nucleotides. RefSeq names its product adenylate cyclase type 10-like. The record is from RefSeq and is a predicted model, not a curated record. The coding region runs from base 137 to 4864 and encodes 1575 amino acids. Gene Ontology annotation, molecular function: adenylate cyclase activity. The transcript has a single exon. Gene Ontology annotation, biological process: cyclic nucleotide biosynthetic process; intracellular signal transduction. Gene Ontology annotation, cellular component: cytoplasm. NCBI's taxonomy places the organism in Eukaryota, Metazoa, Arthropoda, Insecta, Coleoptera, Staphylinidae.